This is a messenger RNA of Poecilia reticulata (guppy), 5460 nucleotides long. The record is from RefSeq and is a predicted model, not a curated record. Lineage: Eukaryota; Metazoa; Chordata; Actinopteri; Cyprinodontiformes; Poeciliidae.
CCAUCUUGCUUGCGGCAUUGUUUACAUCUGUCAUGAAACAAACAACCAGCUCAGGUUGAUGUUUACCUGAGCAGGAGGUCGACCACCUGGGGGCGUGGCCUAACCAGAUCACCGCAGUCGCACCUGUCCGCCAUUUUCUAAUCUACCUCUGACUGUAGAUGGAGCUAAAACAUCCAACCAUGGAAACGUCCAUCUGUUAUGGAUAAACACACCUGUUGACCUCCAGGUGUGUCCCUGCCGGGGACAGAGCCACACAGGUUGACCUUCAUUUGACCUUCAUUUGACCCGGCUGAGCCCAAAGUUUCACGUUUUUUCGACCAAUAAGAGGGAAGAAAACUCUGUCACGAAUCAGAGACAUGUGAAAUCUGGGACAAUGUGUCCAGUGUUUGGAGGACAGGUUUCUGCAGACACCGUGUAAGCUGGAAGUGUCCCGUCAGAGGACAUCCGAGGACAUUUCCCCGCAGACACACCUUGCCUCGGGCUGCUAUAAUUAGCCGCCUCUCUGGCUGCUCAGCCCGCAUAUGUUUUGGCUUGUUUGGCUCCGUUGCUGCUCUCACUUCCGCGUUGUCUUGUCACCGUAAAGCAGGAAGCCAGGCAGUAAUAUACGGGAGUGAAUCUGCGGAUGUUUACCUCCAGGUGAUCCGCGGCUUCCAGACACUCUGUACCCGGAUACCAGGUGAAGCGGAGCGGCGGCGGCAGGAGAAGCUACAUGGAGGCUAACUGACCGGGCUCGGCUGGAACGGUCUGCGGUACUUUAGCUCCACAAUGCCCGCCGGAGUGUGCGGCUGCUGCGGGCCCCUGAGGCCCCGGUACAAGCGCCUGGUGGACAACAUCUUCCCCGAGGAUCCCAAGGACGGCCUCAGCAAGUCGGACAUGGAGAAGCUGACGUUCUACGCCGUGUCGGCGCCGGAGAAGCUGGACCGGAUCGGCGCGUACCUUGCUGACCGGCUGAGCAGAGACGUGGUGCGGCAUCGCUACGGGUACGUGGUGAUCGCCAUGGAGGCGCUGGACCAGCUGCUGAUGGCGUGCCACUCCCAGAGCAUCAAGCCCUUCGUGGAGAGUUUCCUGCACAUGGUGGCCAAGCUGCUGGAGUCCAGAGAACCGGACCUGCAGGUUCUGGGAACCAACUCGUUCGUGAAGUUCGCCAACAUCGAGGAGGACACGCCUUCCUACCAUCGCCGCUACGACUUCUUCGUCUCCCAGUUCAGCGCCAUGUGCCACUCGACCCACGAAGACCCGGAGACCAGAACCAGGAUCCGAGUCGCCGGGAUCAAAGGUCUGCAGGGAGUCGUGAGGAAAACUGUGAACGACGAGCUGCAGGCCAUCAUCUGGGAGCCUCAGCACAUGGACAAGCUGAUUCCCUCCAUGCUGUUCAACAUGCAGGACGCCGACGACCUGGACAGGGCGGGGCAUCCCAGCACGCCGUCCGGGUCGGGUCAGGAUGGCGAGGAGAACCCGGCGGCUCUGGCUGAGAACUGCUUCAGGGAGCUGCUGGGCCGAGCCGCCUACGGAAACAUGAAGAACGCCGUCCGGCCCGUGUUGGUUCACCUGGACAACCAUCACCUGUGGGACCCGAAUGAGUUCGCCGUGUCCUGCUUCAGAAUCAUCAUGUUCUCCAUCCAGGCUCAGCACUCGCACCACGUGAUCCAGCAGGUUCUGACCCACCUGGACGGGAACAACAAGAGCACUCCGCGGGUCAGAGCCGGCAUCGUCCAGGUUCUGCUGGAGACGGUGGCCAUCGCUGCUAAAGGAUCUGUGGGAAUGAUCCCAGAGUGCAAAGGGAGCGACGUGUUCACCUUUGAAAGCGAAAGCCCGACUCCUCACAAUCUGUGGCUCGGUCCGACGGUCCUGGAGGUCUUCAACACGCUGCUCAAGCACCUGCGGAUGAGCGUGGACUUCGAGCUGGGCGACAGCUCCAGGAGAAACUCCAGCAGCAGCGCGUCGUCGGUGCGCGGCCGCGAGAGCGACGAGCGCAUCGUGCAGAACGCCAUCAUCCAGACCAUCGGCUUCUUUGGUGGAAACCUGCCAGAUUACCAGCGAGCCGAAGUCAUGAUGUUCAUCAUGGGGAAGGUGCCGGUGUACGGGACGCCGUGCCACACCUUGGACACGGUGAAGAUCGGGCAUCAGGGAACCAAGAGGAUCCAGACGAUGCUGCUCAGCUCCCUCAUCAUGGUGACCUCCGGGUUCAAGUCCAAGUCCAUGUCGUCGGCGCUGCCGCCUCCCUUCCUGGACCCGCUCUUCUCCAUCUCGCUGAUGGAGGACAGCGAGUUGAGGCAGCUGGUCCUCGAGAUCCUCCACAACAUCAUCGAUCGCCAUGACAACCGCGCCAAGCUGCGCGGCAUCAGGAUCAUCCCCAACGUCGCAGCUCUGAAGAUUAAAAGGGAGAAAAUAUCCAAGCAAGAUGUUGCAUUCAUGAAAAAGCACGGCCAGCAGCUCUACCGCCACGUCUACCUGGGCUGCAAAGAGGAAGACAACGUCCACAAGAACUUCGAGCUGCUCUUCACCACGCUGGCCGUCCUGACCAUCGAGCUGGCCAACGAGGAAGUGGUCAUCGACCUGAUCCGCCUCUCCGUCGCUCUGCAGGAAAUGGCCCUGAACAACGAGGAGAACAUGCCGAUGUCCAUCCGCUGCGGCAUCAUGGCGCUGGUGGCGGCGUACCUCAACUUCCUGAGUCAGAUGAUCGCCAACCCGCCGUUCUGUCAACACGUCAGCAAGGUAAUCGAGCUGAGAAACAUGGACGCUCCGUACCUCCUGCCUGAACACAUCUUCAGAGACAAGUGUCCUCUCCCUCAGUCUUUGGACAAAGACGACAGGCAGCUGUAUUUCCAGACGGCGGACAUGGCCGAGUGCCUGGCAGGCCCAGGAUACAACGUGGAGAGGUUGUCCAUCCCUUACAUUCCCCAGGUCACAGUUCUUUACACCGUAGGAAAAAUCAUCCACAGGUGCAAGCAGACGUCCAGAGACCGUCUGACCCGCAGGAAGAGUUUUGUGGACACCAUCUCCCUCCAGGUGGACAUCAUGUCCAGCAGCCUGCCAGAUAAGCAGUCGGAGCUGGCUGAGGAGAUCACGUUUGAGACCCUGAAGAAGGCCAUCGGUGAGAUCAUCCACCGUAUCAAAAGCCUCUAUACGACAGGCUUGGAGGAGCAGGAGAGGGAGAAGAGGCGUCAGGUGAUGGAGAAGUUCCAGAAAGCUCCGUUUGAGGAGAUCGCUGCUCACUGCGAGUCCAAGGCCAACAUGCUCCACGACCGCCUGGCCCAGAUCUUUGAGCUCACCAUCCGGCCGCCGCCCAGCCCGUCCGGCGUGGUUUCCAUCUCAGCGGGUCACACCCAGCAUCCGUCCGUUCCCGUCUACGAGAUGAAGUUCCCGGACCUGUGUGUCUACUGAACGACUAAAAACACCAACACAGGCAACCUCCGCUUUUCCUCCAAUCAGCGCGCUGCGAGGCGGCAGGGAGCCAAUCAGAGACUCGGACCUGCUGACCCGGCUGCACCUCGUUUCUCUGAUUCGCGUCCCUGAACCCAAACGGUGGAACAGAACAAAACCAGAACAACGCAAACCGCUUUACGCUUCGUGUUGAUGUCGAUGCUUCACGCCGUGUGGAAAAACUAAACGAUCCUGUUGGAUUAAAACCACCUGCAGGUUCAACAGCUUCUGAGCAGAGAAUCCAGUAGAACAGCUGAUGGAUCGGCCCGAUAUUUACCCAUAAAACACGAAUCGGUUCAGUUCAAACGGCUCACGGUUGGUGAAACGGAUCCAGUUUUUAUUCCUGAAGCUUUUUAAGGAUUUGAAGAUUUACAAAAUCACAACUUUUACAAAAUGAUUCUUGGAUUAAAAUUCUCAGUAUUUGUUCAAUCUAGGAAGUCGGUGAAACGGGAUUUUGUCUGUCAGAUUUUCCAGGAAUAACUUAGAAAUAAACUCAGUUAGUUUUUACUUAUAGAGAAGAAAAUGAUAAAAAUGAUCAGUUUCCAAAUAUUUCAGAACCAGAUGAUUAAUUUUCAAAAUAACACAUUUUUCCAGAAUCAUAAGGUCCAAAAAUAAAUCUUUGUUUACAGAUUAUAAUGAAUUUUGUGAUGUUAAAUUAAUGUAAUUCAACAAGUUUUCUUGUUUAAAUCUUAAUUUUUUCUGCCCUCUGUGUUCAUAGACUAAAUGAUUUUUUCUUAAUCACAGCCACUAGAACUGUUGGUGUAAAAUUCAUUCAUGUUUAGGUUCUUAAGGAUAAAGUCAAACUUGACAUAUUUUACUUUGUCUUGUGAAUCAUGAUGAAAUAUUUUAGGUCUGAUGGAAGAAAUAUUUCUUCAGAGUUUAAUGUUUGACCAAAAUAAACAGAAAAGCUUCAACAUUCAUGCAUUAUUAAGCAGAAUUAUAAAGAAUUACAAUUUUUACGAACCUUGAAAUAAAAGUCCAAUAUGGCUGCCACAUAUUUAACAAAGUGGAAACAACCGCAGUCAUAAUUAAUUAGUUUGCACUUCUGUUUUCAACCCGUUUACUUUCGUCUCGCUCCAACAGAAACACCAACAUGGUGCAGUUCAGCACAUGAACAACAGGGGGCAGUGCAUCACAAUGUACGGACUUGAAGCGCUAGCUUGUUUGGCUACUGCCUGACCAGCUAACUGGCUAAAGAGGCGACACUUUCCCACCAUGACGUUGUAUUUAUGGUGGUUUUAGGAAGGCUGCCCUUCUACCAGAGUUCGCUUCCAGCUGGGAUUAAAGCCGCGGGAUUAGCUCCAGAUUAUGAGGUGUGUGAGCGGCUUCGUGAGCCUCAUCAACCCUUUAAAUCAAAGCUGCAUCGAUAUUCCUGGAGUUUCUUAAAGCAGGUUUAAAAAGCUGUAAAAUCUUAGAGGUUGUUGUCAUGGCUACUGAACCCAAAGGUGUAAAGUUKGCAGUAGYGGGUCGGUUCUGAGUGUGGAGGUUCCUGGUUCUGGUCGGGCUGCAGCUGGUUUUGUAAUCCUCUGGUCUGACGUCCUGCUGCUGCUGAUCAGGACUCCAGGCUGAAGGUCAGACAUGAGCAAACGAUCCGGGCACAUCGAGCUGGAUCUGAUCCGAAUCGUUUCCCGGUGGUUCUGUUGUACGUUGAGCUCGUCGUGCUUCCUGAAAAGUGACUUUUGAUGGUUUUUAUUCACCAACCUGAGCCUGUUAAAGCUGAACUGUAGAUUGGUUUCAUUACUUUAACUAGACCAAAACCAGCAGAACAUCUAUUARGACGCGUUCAGAAAGAACCGCUGACUGUCGCUGAGUUCGGGUCCAAAAGAUGGAAACGGAUCAACAUGGGAGCUCCUGAAGGUGCAAUACCAACUGUGACCACCAGGAGUCGGUUUCAGACUGAAGCCUUAUGUGCUAAAGCUAAAGCUAACGGCAGCAAAUGGMGCCGCUCUUCCCCAGAACUCACAGGUCAAGAUAAUGGAAAAUAAAAGUUAAUCCUGCAAAACUUUSAGCUCCGUUUCUCUGUUCCUGAAUUAAAUC